Molecule: messenger RNA, 3354 nt
Organism: Marchantia polymorpha subsp. ruderalis
Lineage: Eukaryota; Viridiplantae; Streptophyta; Marchantiopsida; Marchantiales; Marchantiaceae
Source: the annotation of a GenBank genome assembly
GGCACUGGAUCAAAAGGAGGAACGGAGUCAUGAGCAGACAGCGUAGGCGGGUAGCGCUAGUGUCUAGACUAGACUAGCUGUCAAGAUCUAGUAGUAGAGUAGGCGAGGGGGUGCGUAGUGGUGGGAGGGGGACGGGCUCUGGGGUCGUGGUAGUGGAAGAGAAGUAGGGUGCGUGUAGGCGACGAGGGGGAAGAGAGGCGCGUAGACUAGACUAGGAAGAGUGGUAACCAUAAAUGAAACGAUCGUAGGGUGCGGCACUGCGGGACCCAGAAAAGUCAAUGUCAGAAACUUUGACCCGGGAGAACGAAAAUCUCCGUAGAUUGGACAAAGGUGGAGAUAGAUUCAUUCAAUUCAAGAUGGAAUCUUCCCAGCGGAUGCUUUGCUCAUCCGCGCCUCGGCCUUCGUCGGCCAUCGUCGCUCGGCUUGGCCGCUCGCCUCCAUCGGGAACGGCAGCAAAUAUCACCAUCGUCGUCGUGUCUUGCGAGUGAGUCAGAUCGAGGGCGAGAGCAAAGAAGGCGCUCAGGCACGGCGACCGCAGACUCCCACUCUUUCCGCACUCUGCUCCGUCUCUGCUCUCUCGCCCGCCCGCCCGCUCGCUCGCUUCACUUUGACCACCAGUGUAUUGAUUGCCAGAAGCUUGCGGUGACAGAUCCCCUUGCCUUGGAAGAAGAAUAGAAUGAAGGAAGGAAGGAAGGAAGGCAGGCGAAGGAGAAGGAGUAAAAGUCGGCAGAGAAAGAAGGAAGAGGAAGAAGGCAAUACUGACAGUUCUUUGUUGUUACCGGGCUUUGGAUUCAUUGGCUUGAGUUUGUGCGGGUAAGUUGCUUGAUUUUUACACUUUCGCAGACAGGCGAAGUACGUGCAGUACAUUUACUGUUCGCAGGCAGGCAGGCAGACAGACAGACAGACAGAGUCUUGCCCACUUGAAGAGGGGAGAUUGUGGGAGGGAGGGUCCGUUCUUGAACCAAAGGUCUUAAAGCCACAGAUGCUUCUUUUUUAUGGCCAUGGGGAACGGAAUUCAGUUGCGAGCGUGUCAGAAGAAUCCAAACGCCAGAGAAGAGAGAGAGGGAGAGAGAAAGAAAGCGAAGGAAAAGAAGAAACAAAUUUUAUCCAUCGGCGAUCCGGCAUGCAGCUCGGCAGGCAGCUUUACGAUCUCGCCAUUUAACCCACGACUGACAAAAGAGAAGAGUGGUAAAGCUUUUGAGAUCUGGGGAAAAUCAGACCAUGAGACCUGCACUCAGAAGAAGAUUGAUACUUGAAAAGGGGCAAAAGGUGAUGGAGCAACGGGGGCUUUUUCCUCUUUGUACCUCUCCCUCCUUUACUCACGACAGUUGCGAGAUGUUCAUGACCCGGUCAUUCGUUUGGUUGGCGACCAAAAAAUGGCAAUUGUAGGAUGGAUGGACGGACGAAGGAAGAGAGGCAGAAGGAGACUCGAGGGGGAUUCUGAUGCUGUUGUUGGUGGUGCCCCCCAAGCCGCCCCCUCCUCCUGCCCGCCCACUGGCCCCGGUCCUUAGCCCCCUUUCGAACCAGAUCCUCCCCUCUCAGAAGAACAUGUACGACGGAUGUACAAACGGCUCCGCUCCUCACUCGAUCAUGAGAGGGAAGCGGGUAACACCUUGAGCCCAUCUCGAGACAGUGAGGUGCCUUCAGAGCUUUGAUGUACAUCCCAUCGUACACUCGUCUCACGCAGAGUAAUCUCAGGAGGGCCCAAAUUCUUACCUCACCCGUUCAGUUCUCCUCACGUUGGUAUCAAGCCUAGGGAUGGUUGGGAUGCGACAUGUUGCCAUUCCUGCCACGGGAAUGCCCCUCCUACUGAAGCUCUCCAGAUAUCCCCCCGACCUAUCCCGGACCAAGGAAGCAAAGGACCAAUCUGUACGUGGUACUCUUCGCACCGCCAUGAGGAACUUUCCCAGGAACCAGUUCAUUCAUGCCAAUUGUUUUCCAGCAGUGAGCACUGAGCUCUGCCCCCUCUUUCGACAGGACGAAGGACUCCCCGAGUCCCCGAGCCGCUGCCUCGCUCCCUUGCUUGGUUCCCUAUUUCAAGCGUCCAGUGUUCUGGAAGUGAAUCAUGUUAGCAUUUAGAGAUUGGUCUCAAAAGAUGAAGAACCGAAGUUUGGAGAUAGCACUGCGCUUUAUGGCAAUUAAACAACCAUCUGAAGAUGGUCAUGGAUUUGAACCAGAUCGAAAAGAGCAAUUAGUGACUGACAGUUAUGAGGCUACAAAAUGGUCAGUGGAACUGAAUCGGCAGAGUCUAUGGAACUUUGACUUCAACUGACUUGACCCCGAGAUCUGGCGCACAUCUGCAACGAAGAAGAAGCUGCUGCAGCAGCGGCAGAAACUGACACUCGCAAUCAGAGUAUUAAUCUCAAGCAUUAGUUUGGGUUUGAGUGAAGCCCACCAACUUGGAGCAAUAUUAAGUACACUUUCAUGCACACUCUCUCUUAUUCUCUGGCCUGGGAAUUGGUGUAGCCUACCAUCUUAAAGGCUAAGUACGAAUGCCUUCUACUUGGACUCAACUUUUUGAAUCGUAACAUAUGCUUAAUUAAGAUUACCAUAAACAAGCAGUUAAUGCAGGGAUAUUGCGAUGGCUAUCAUGCAGUUAACUGAUAUGAUCUUUGAGACCUCAUUUGAGAUUGAUACAGUAAUGCAAUUUUUGGGAUAUGAUUGACGAACUUUUCAGAGAAGAAAGUAAUUAACUCCUCUAUCAUGAUCAUUUAGGAUUCAUUGCGAAGAAGUAUGUAAUCAUUGAGUUGACAUUAAAGAUUAGUUCCAGUGGAUGGAUUUGCAAUCUUUAAUUAGUCGGGAACGAAGGCAUGGCUUGCUACGCAUCCAGUUUCAUGCUGGCCAUGAUGGAAGCAGGAGGAUAAUUUGUUUGAAGCCGUAAGAUUAUGGGGGAAAGGAGGGGUUGGAAUAUGUCGUGAACUUCUCACUAAGACCAGAAGUUUGAUAGGAAGAAAUCAUUACAUGAUCUUCCUGGCAGUUUUGUAUUCUUAUCAGAAUGAUACGUCGUGCAAGUCCGUGCUUCCUCUAAUUAAUGCCUAUGUAAAGGAACAGUGAUUACACGUCUUGAACAAUAUCCAAUUAGAAGCAGUAUGAGAUCCAGUCUGGCACCUUUGGUUUCGUUAGAACACUGAGGCUCCCUAGUUUCAUUUUUUGGAACAUGACUUCUCGUUCCAAAUCGAUUUCAUUUAAUUGAAACACAGAGUUAUUAUUCCAAAUCAUUUGGAUCCAACCAAGUUAUACAUAAACGAAACGAAAAACAAGAGAAACUUGUAACGAUGUCCCUGUAUCAUCCAGCAUCACAAUAUGUUAAUACUAGAGGAGAAAUAUCAUAACUUAGUGCAUACGUUAUGGUGA